AUGUCUGACACCGGCUCAGAUGAGAUCAUGAUGGCGCGUGGCAACAAGUUUCGAGGCCCAUCCGCUACCCCAGACAAGGCAAAGAAAGAGGCAUUGGAAGAGUUGGAGCGACUGCGUGCAGAGAUCGUCCAGAAAGCCCAUCUAAACCGUUUCAAAAACCUUGAAUAUGAUAGUGCCAAUCCAGAAGCCCUGGUCAAAUGCAGAAAGGGACCAGGAACGGACCCUAGUUCAGAUUUCUACCGAAUCAUGGCACACCGUCGCCGCGAAGGAAAGGUAGCCACUGUUGUAGAAAAGACAACCCCUUCUUCCUCAGACAGCGCAUCUUCUGAAACAGCAGCAGCAGCAGCAGCAGCAGCAGCAGCAGAAGAAGAGGUGACGAUGGACCCCGCCAUUGCAUAUGUUAUACAAUGGGAGCAAUACAUCCAAAGCCCUCACAUCUACCCUAUCGUCGAGGAUGGAAAGAUGCAUUUAUCGCAGACUCCAACUGCAGAGCAUGAGCAUAUCGAACGGCAGAUGUCGCAAACCGGCAUUGAUCCGGCCAACGCUCAGGUUGACAAAGACAUGCCGCGCCCAGACAACAAAUGGGCCGACGCCUUCUACGCAGACUGGGAAUACCGGCCUCGCGCAUACUCUGGCCUGGAGGCUUUCCGCGACUGGUUUCGCCGUUGGCUCGAUAGCAACAUUCAGAUCUGCUGCUAUGCAGAUAUCUACCACGAAGCGUUCUUCGACGGCACAGCUCAUCCCGACGGUGUACGCACCAUGUACAUCCCCAAUCUGGACGAUAAAGAGACUGGACUUGAUAAGAGCGAUGAGAUGAGUAUGCUUCAUGCUCAUGAGACCGCGGAGGGAUACUGCCACAAUUGGGUGCUGCAUACCAGAAAACACGAGGAGGAACAGCGGGUUCAGAAGGACUUGCGACGGCAGGCCUACAUCGAAGCCAUGAGGGCCCCACCCCAGAGCAAUCCAAACUCCCCCAAGGCGAACGUCUACUUGCGUCCCGCCCAGUUCGAAGAUUCCCAAGGAAUUCUCCAGAUUAUGAACUGGUAUGCCAAGAACUCCACGUUGAGCACUGACGUCCGGAAUCUUGAAACGGGAGACGUUCGCCAGCGCAUUGAAAAUUGCGAGGAAAACAAGUUGCCCUUCAUCGUUGCCGUCGAGCGCAAUACCGGACCAAUUCGAGACAACUCACCUGAGAAUAUUCUAGGCUAUGCUUUGGCCAAAGAUUCCGUUGGAAUAGAGACCAGCGGUCGUUUCACAGCGGAGCUCCACGUUUUCGUAAAAACAGGGUUCAAACGCCAGGGCAUCGGAAGGUGCCUGAUAGACAAGCUGUUGGAGGUGUGCGAUCCCACCUACAUUCCCAAGGGCGGUUACUUUUUCAAGGCCACCUUUGACGAACAGCCCAGGUUUGGUGCCGGGGGUCCCCGCCGACUGGCUCGUCUUUUCUUCGCCGUUGGUUACCAGUCUGAAAGAAGCCACGAGGCCCGAUGGCUGAUGGAAUGGCUGUUCGAUAAGUACGACUUUGAGGAGCAGGCUAUUCUGAAAGGAGCGAGAGUGAAGUUCGAUCACUUUAACGACGUCUCUUACCUUGUUCGAACCGUUGGCUAUACCUCCAACAUUCGAUUCGAAUAUUGAAUCUUCUAAACGUCUACUGUUGGGUGCCUAGGGAGUCACUGUUUUGGUUUGAUUGAGCCGAUAUCUUGACGUGUUCUCUAAGAAGGCCCGAUAUUUUCUUUUGUCUAAUUUGCUUUCCUGCUUAGUCGAGAGAUUGCAUUUCCUUUACCAGCCCAAUGAGAAACGUUGGGAAUGGUAAAGGAAAAGAAAAAGAAAUAUCCAAAAAAAAAGAAAAAAAAAAGAACAAAAGACAAGCAAAAGAGAGAACUGCGAUUAUCUAGUUGAAGAAAAAUGGUGUAUUUAGUUUUGCUGUUUCAUUUGUUUGCCUGAACAGCGCGGAGUUUCCAUCUCACACUCAGUUUAGUCCCGCCAAUCGAUCGGUGGAUCCCUUCCAG
Aspergillus steynii IBT 23096 is the source of this 2006-nucleotide messenger RNA. RefSeq names its product GNAT family N-acetyltransferase. The coding region runs from base 1 to 1632 and encodes 543 amino acids. The record is from RefSeq and is a predicted model, not a curated record. The transcript is spliced from 3 exons. Lineage: Eukaryota; Fungi; Ascomycota; Eurotiomycetes; Eurotiales; Aspergillaceae.